AUGACCAAGAACGAGGAAGUCGCCGCCACCGAGGCACCUGUUGCUGAUGCCGCCUCCGCUGCCUCCCCUGCUGCCUCCCACACCGAGGAAGAAGAAGACUUGGAUAUUGACAUUGACGGCGGUUACCUCCAAAAGAAGGGAUCCAAUCCCAUCAACCCCUGGAACAAGCGCUACUUUGCCUUUGGAACAGAGCCCGUCAGUCUGAGUAACCUCCAGACCGUUCACAAGCGUAACGAGCGUCGUGUCAAGGCUGCCCCCAAGGCCGCUGCACCUGUCGCCGCUGCCCCUGCUACUACCGAGGUUGCUGCCGUCCCUACCUCUGAGGUUGCUGCUGGAAAGGUCCCUGAUAAGGAGACCCCCGCCGCCGCCGCUGCUGCUGCUCCAGCUGAACCACCCAAGACGGUCCAGGAGAUCUACGAGGAGGCCAACCAUGACCUUCUGGUGAAUGUCGCGCAGGCCAACGCCAGCGGAAAGGGUUUGUUGUACUAUCACAAAUCGGACGAUUCUCUGAGCCGCCAGAACGUGUUGGGAAUUAUUAACCUGCGGGAUGUCAACUCUGUGGAGCAUGUUGAGAAGUCGACCAAGAACCGAUCGUUCAAGGUCAGCACCAAGAACCGCGAUUAUCACUUCUCGGCAGAGUCACCCCAGAAGGCCAAAGUGUGGGUCAAGGCGAUCAAGGAGAAGUCGGAUGAAGCCAAGGCAGAGCCUGAUCCUUACUCCAACGCUGCAUUCCAGGAUGUCUACAAGAAGCUUGUUGCUCGCGAGGCAUUCGAUCACGCCAAAAACGCGGCAAGCAUCAUCUCCGACAACGAGAUCAACUCAGACGGCGAGCCCGACGACAUCGAGGUCGAGAACGGCACCCCCGUCGUCAAGAAGCGCAAGUCCUUCUUUGGCUUCUCCGCCGUCGCCACCUCCCACGAGAAGAAAAAAGCCGACGGAAUCACCACCGAGGUCUCGACCGAGCAAAAGAAGGACCUCACCCACGUCCAGGAAGGAGAUGUCGAUGCCCUCAAGACCCACGAGUCCGAGAACGCCGUCUCCCAUACCACUGACGCUGUCACCCCUCCUGCUGCUCCAGAGUCUCCCAAGUCUCCCAAGGCCAAGAGCGGAGGAUUCAAGUUGUUUGGAAAGAAGCCUGUCAAGGAGGAACCUGCUCCCCCACCAGCUCCAGCUCCUCACCCCUUGACUGUUGACGAAGCCAAGGAUCAAGCCCUCAAGGCUGUUGAUGAUGCUAUUGCUGCUAGCAAGGCCAAGGAGGCCGAGGCCAAGAAAGAGACCCCACCUGCUCCUCCCACUCCCGAGAAGAAGCCCGGUUUCCUUGCCGGCCUCUUUGGCAAGAAACCUGUACCCGCACCAGCCCCACCACCAGUGGCGAACGAAGAGACUGUAGUCAUCUCAUCCGAAAAGACCCUCUCAGAUGUAGUCACCGCCGAAGGAGAAGUUACCUCCCAAUCCUCGGGCGGCUUCUUCUCCAGAGUGACCAAGGGCAAGGACAAGAACGAGGUAGAAGUCAAGUCGGGCGAGGUUAGCUCGGAGGAUGUGAUCACGGCCGAAAAUAUCACGCAUGAGCAGCACAUUGAGGGCACUGAUGCCAGCAUUGCUAUCUCUGAUGGCGAGCAGCGUGUUGACCUCUCGACAACCGAUGAGACGCUUUCGACAGAGGAGAAAAUUGAACGCAAGCCUUCUCUUCUCAAGCGAUUGAGUGGAGUGGUGCGCGCGACGCUGGCUGCGACCGAGGAGGUCAAGGUCGAGGAGACGGUUACCGAGGAGGAAGUCAUUGCUGAAGAGACGACGACGACUACCGAGACUGAGGUCGCAGUCGAGGAGACCAAGGUCGCAGUCGCUAUCGAGGUCGCUGCCUAA
Messenger RNA from Linnemannia hyalina, 1863 nucleotides. The record is from the annotation of a GenBank genome assembly. NCBI's taxonomy places the organism in Eukaryota, Fungi, Mortierellomycota, Mortierellomycetes, Mortierellales, Mortierellaceae.